This is a messenger RNA of Dreissena polymorpha, 3294 nucleotides long. RefSeq names its product LIM/homeobox protein Lhx9-like. Gene Ontology annotation, biological process: neuron differentiation; regulation of transcription by RNA polymerase II. The record is from RefSeq and is a predicted model, not a curated record. The coding region runs from base 1009 to 2178 and encodes 389 amino acids. Lineage: Eukaryota; Metazoa; Mollusca; Bivalvia; Myida; Dreissenidae. Gene Ontology annotation, molecular function: DNA-binding transcription factor activity, RNA polymerase II-specific; RNA polymerase II transcription regulatory region sequence-specific DNA binding. Gene Ontology annotation, cellular component: nucleus. The transcript has 5 exons.
GAGAGAAAAGAAUGGAAAUUCAAACAAGAUUCGAUUUUAUGCUUCUGAGAUAAUAUUUUAAAGGGUGUAAGAGUAGAAAAUACCCAGGGGCCGGUUCAAAUAGAGAUCAAACAUGGAGUAAUCUUGUGACAUUUGAGAAAUUUAUUGUUUGCACAGUAAAUGUAUCCGCGGGAUGCCUAGACUGACAAAAAGGAUUUUGAAAAGACUGAUUUUCACCGAAAAAUACCACACAGCGGUUGUGCGAAAGGAUUAAAGAUUCGCUGACCUUCGACAACGGGAUAAAAUGUAGACGGAAUAGUUUUGUAAACACGCUGAAGUACACUUCAGAGUUCGUAUUCCUUUACAGUUGAUUUAGCAAACGUUGUUGAAGUAUUCGACGAGGUGCGGGUACGAAGAGACGCCAGGUGACGAAUGGUGGGAUGUCACACUUGUACUCGCUAAGAACUGACAGAGCGUUCAUCUCCGUGUAUGACUCAUCGAGAACAGGGACUCAAAUAUACACUCGAGUCAAUGAAUUUAAUUUCUUAAGUUACACAAGUUUCGGUCGCAUUUUUGAAAUCAUAAGUUACAUUUUGAUAUUGAAUAUAGCGAUUCGAUAUCAUGCCAUGUUAUCAAACAGUAUGCAAAACUUAUCCGUGUAUUGUAUAAACCAUGGUGAUGAAUUGUAGCAACCUGAAAACAAUUUGCGAUUUUAAAAACGUUUAAUACUAACGAACGCAACAGAUACUGUAAAAACAAACAAACACAAUCAUAUAGCGUCAAAAUUAAUACUGUAUGUUAUCAGCUGAUAAAAAAUUAAUAUGCGUUGUAAGUGAAAAAAGUGUUUAUAGGUUCUUUAAUUUACUAUUCAUAAAAAAACAACACAACUCCGAAGUGAAACUGUAUUCAACCGUCACAAUCUGCAAAGUUCUGCAUUUUGCAUUUCCUAAAAGACAUUUAAACACAAUCUGAUAUUAACUGUCUUACCAGCUGAUUGAAGUUUCAUUAAACAAUUCCGACGCCGACAAUAUGUUUGGAACGCUCGUGGAUUCGUGUGCCGACGAGCCAAAGGAGCCGGGACGGGUGUUCAGUGAACUGCCGACGGACGUCGGCGAAACGAUCCCGCCGCAGAUCGAUUCGUUUCAGAUUAUAAGCGAGCCAGGGAGCCGGUGUCAGGACGGCGUAUGCGCCGGUUGCGGGGCGCGUAUUCUGGACCGCUUCUUCUUGUCCGUCGCAGGACAACACUGGCACGUGACUUGUCUGCGCUGCGCGGAAUGCAAUACGCAGUUGGACACCCAGAUCACGUGCUUUGUUCGGGACGGUCUCGUCUUCUGCAAACGGGAUUAUCAACGACGGUUUUCCUUGCGGCGUUGUUUCCGAUGCCACAUCGGAAUCUCGUCCACGGAGCUCGUGAUGAGAUCACGUGACAGAUACUACCACGUGGAGUGCUUCACGUGCGUAACGUGCCACCGGCCCCUGAUUCCCGGGGACACGUAUGGUGUCCAUGACGACCAGGUCUUCUGCCAGGAGGACUAUGAUCACGUGCUCAAUAACUUCCAAUCAGGGUCGCCCUAUUAUAGCGUGUAUGACUGCAAUUUCACGGACUAUGAUGCCAUUAAUGACGUAACGGAUGAUGCGUUGGAAUACUACAGUUCCGGCUACGAAUUUCUCGCGCUUAGUCGCUCAAGGAAACGGCGACACAUGAUAGUGCCGGAAGGAUGUUUCCAGACGUUAGGUCUGCUCACUAACAAACAUGGCGACUUCAUACCCCGUGACAAGUACUGCGGCACUCCUCCGCGCCAGAAAAGAGUCCGCACUUCUUUCAAGCACACGCAGCUGCGCACGAUGAAGUCGUACUUCGCCGUGAAUCACAACCCGGACGCCAAGGACCUCAAAGAGUUGGCCAAAAAGACGCAACUCAGCAAGCGAGUCCUCCAGGUAUGGUUCCAGAACGCACGAGCUAAAUUUCGACGAAGCUCAUCGAAACAGACCAACGAUCCCACGGAGCAGGAUCCGUCAAACACAGAGCAGGUUAACACAGACACAGAUCAGUUACUGGAUUUAAGCAAGUGUAGGUCCCCGGCCUUGUCUGACGUCAGCACGUGCCAAUCAAUGACGUCACUGGACCUGAUUGAAAGCACGUCAAAACUGAGCGACAGCGUGAACGAAAGUUUUUCAGACGAUAACGUUAGUUCAUGAGAUACAACUGUUCCCAAAUCAAUAGUUAAUAUAUUGUUAAAAAAAACAUAACAUUUUAAUUGGUGCAUAAUAACAUUUAAUAAAUUCAAAUAUCUACAUAGCUGACGGUGUAAUAUUAUGCGAAAUUUAUUAGGCGCAUCAAGUAUUAUUCAAAAUAUUUCGACGAAUUCAUGCAUAUCUCGUCAUUCAUAACUAUGAAUAUAAUUUGCCAAAAAAUAUUCCUACUACAAUAAAACUGCUGCAGAGAUUUUAGAAUCUGGUGCAUACGAUAUGCAGUUGAUGUCGUUUUUCGUCGUCUACAUCCUCACUCUAACACUUCUCAAUGUUUACAAGACUUAUUCCUUAAGAAGCAUCUUUUCGCAACAUCGCAGACAUACCACUGAGCGACGACAUUUGCGUUACAACAUUUUUUAACCAGAAAAUUGAUGACAAUCGACAAGUGCUCAUACAAUGUAUAUAGCAUACAUUAUUAUGUAUGCGAGUUGCGUAUCUUAUUGUUCGUCGGAUUUGUGUUAUAUGUGAAACGUGUUGCCAGGCGGUUACAACCCAAAUAUUUGUGCAAUCACUUACUUUUGUAUUAACAUAACACCAUGUUAUUUUUCAUAAAGUGCUUUUGCGUUUAAUGCAUUUUUCUAUAAAUAUUUUGAUUAUCUCCUAAACGUCAGCCAUUUUCUUAAUUUUAGCAUCAUUAAAAUUAUAAACACUAGUUAGUCAUGAAUAAUAAUAAUGCUGAUGAUGAUGAUAAUGCUAGUGAUGUCGCUGCUGCUGAUGACGAUGAGAAUGAUGACGAGGACGAGGACGUUAUUAUUAUAAGUAGUAAUAGUAUAAGAUGAUGAUGAUGAUGAUGAUGAUGAUGAUGAUGAUGAUGAUGAUGAUGAUGAUUAUGAUGAUGAUGAUGAUGAUGAUGAUGAUGAUGAUGAUGAUGAUGAUGAUGAUGGAGAUGAUGAUGGAGAUGAUGAUGAUGAUGAUGAUGAUGAUGAUGAUGAUGAUGAUGAUGAUGAUGAUGAUGAUGAUGAUGAUGAUGAUGAUGAUGGAGAUGAUGAUGAUGAAUUGUGAAGCGAGAGCAGGUGCAACAUGCGCAUACAUGCACUUAAACGAAUAAAUUGAAUGUAUUUA